Aspergillus ibericus CBS 121593 is the source of this 1038-nucleotide messenger RNA. RefSeq names its product 6-phosphogluconate dehydrogenase C-terminal domain-like protein. Gene Ontology annotation, cellular component: mitochondrion. NCBI's taxonomy places the organism in Eukaryota, Fungi, Ascomycota, Eurotiomycetes, Eurotiales, Aspergillaceae. The record is from RefSeq and is a predicted model, not a curated record. Gene Ontology annotation, molecular function: 3-hydroxyisobutyrate dehydrogenase activity; NAD binding; NADP binding. The transcript has 3 exons. Gene Ontology annotation, biological process: L-valine catabolic process. The coding region runs from base 1 to 1038 and encodes 345 amino acids.
AUGUCCAAUACUAUCCCCUCGGCUCUCCGCUUUGCACCCCGUUCUGGAAGAACCUUUUCAACCUCGGUGCAACGGGAUGCUACCUGGGGCUUUAUAGGACUAGGCCAAAUGGGCUACAACAUGGCCAAGAACCUCCGCGCCAAGAUCCCCGAGACGGAUACUUUGUUAAUACGCGAUGUGAACGAAGAUAGCAUGGCCAGGUUUGUGAAGGAGGCUAGUGAAACUGCUAGGAGCAGCGGCGCUGGUGUUGGGACCUCCGAGGUCCUGGUGGCCCAGUCUGCUAGAGAACUUGCAGAGAAGUCGAGCGUGAUCAUUACCAGCCUCCCGGGCCCUCAGCACGUCAAGGACGUUUUCCACUCGAUUCUCCGGCAAGGCGAUCUUCCCGCCUUGGAUCAAGAGCGUCUGUUCAUCGAUACCUCCACAAUCGACCCGGCGUCAUCUAAGGAGAUUGCAAACGCGAUACACACAACGUGCCAAGGGCACUUUGUUGACGCACCGGUUUCGGGCGGUGUGGUGGGCGCCCGUGCUGGGACACUGUCGUUCAUGUUCGGGGCAUCUUCGCAAACGGGCCAACUUCUUGAUCGGGUACGAGCGGUGUUGCUUCUGAUGGGGAAGAAGGCGUGGCACAUGGGCGCUCCGGGAGCUGGUGUUGCGGGCAAACUCGCCAAUAAUUACAUUCUGGCUAUCAGUAACAUUGCGACAGCGGAAGCGAUGAACCUUGGGAUUCGCUGGGGCUUGGACCCCAAGGCCUUGGCCGAGCUUGUCAACUCGUCUACCGGUCGGUGCUGGCCCAUGGAAAUCAACAACCCUGUGCCUGGCGUGGUUGAGACAGCACCGGCGUCUCGUGGAUACGAAGGAGGGUUUGGCGUGAGCUUGAUGAACAAAGAUCUUCGUUUGGCUAUUACAGCUGCGGAGGAGUCGCAAACACCUUUGGAGCUCGGAGAAAUUGCUCGUGGGGUGUACAAUGCUGUCGAGGAGGAACAUAAGGGUAAGGACUUUUCCGUGGUAUACAAGUGGCUGCAAGACCGCUCGCAAUGA